Molecule: messenger RNA, 1540 nt
Organism: Stegodyphus dumicola
Lineage: Eukaryota; Metazoa; Arthropoda; Arachnida; Araneae; Eresidae
Product: E3 ubiquitin-protein ligase RNFT2-like
Biological process (GO): positive regulation of ERAD pathway
Molecular function (GO): ubiquitin protein ligase activity
Source: RefSeq, a predicted model, not a curated record
AUAAGAGAUAACAUCACGUAUUUUGAGAAGUGACAGGUGCGCGCAAAAUAUAUAAAUUUCAGAUAAAUCAUGUCAGUGACGUCAUGUCAUCUUAUGUUUAUCGUUACCUGAGGUCGUAAUUGGUGCUACUGGAUGAAAGUUUGGAGUAUUUAAAUAAUUAUGGCUGAAAACAACAGACCUUCAAGAAUUGCCAGGCCUAAUAUCCCAUGGUCUAUACAACAGAUUCACCAGAAUUCCCAUCAUAUAGCUUCUAGUGCAACACAACAUAUUCAUGAACUGCAUGAUUAUGUGAUACAAGGUUUAAGUCCUUUAAUUACUUCAGCACCUAUACGGUCAAGCAGAAAUUCUCCUACUCAUUCAGCUUGGUUUGAGACAAUAGAUAGUGCUAAUCCUGUUAUCAGAAAUACUGAUCUAACUGAUGUAGCAUCGUCUGGUAACUACGUGAUAGAUAUUGAAUCACCUGAAGUGGACUCGUAUAAUAAUCCAAAUGAAUCAUCAUCAAAUUCAUUAUCGGCUGCUGAAUCAGCUGAUGCAAAUAACAGAUCUAACGAUUCAGAUCAAGGAGCGUCAUUGAGGAAUACGCCAGAAUUACAAGCUUUGUUUGCGUUUGCUGGAAAAUAUGUUCCUUUUUUAUUAGUUUUGUUAUUCAAAUUAAUGUAUGACCAUAGGAUAGGUAUCUUAGUCAACAUUGGUCUUUUCAUCACAUUUUUUCACGCAAAUACAGUGGUAAAAAGAGAAGUAUCCAAACAGGGUAAACGUCGGCUCAAGAGUUUGCUAUUAAUUUUUGUGAAUCUUGUCAUGUCAAUUCUGGUUAUAUAUACUAUACUUGCAGACCACAAUUUGGCUUUUGCGUUAGUAUUUGUGCCACCUUAUACUGCUCCAGUAGAUAUAUGGUUUGUGUUAUGGAUUGUUUCCAUAACAGAUUUUGUGUUGAAAUUAAUUACAAUACUUUUAAAAGUCAUAUUUGUUGCUCUGCCUGCAAAACUGAUUGCAUACCAAAAGAAGGGAAAGUAUUACCUGUUUAUUGAGCGCACAUCCCAAUUUUAUCGUACAUUAGCUCCAAUGCAACAUUGGUUGUAUUUCUUCUCGGAAUCAUAUUCUGGCCCUAGUAAAGUGUUUGGUGUUAUACUUUCUGCAGCAUAUCUAAUAUUUAAAUGUAAAAGUAUUCUGAGAAAAGCCAAAUUAUGGAAGAAAACUCUUCUACAAGUCAUUCAGAGCAAGACAUAUGGAGUUACACCAUCAUCUGUUGAAAUCAAAGAAGCUGGUGAUGCAUGUCCAAUUUGUCAAGAUGAUUAUAAGUCCCCUUCAAUGUUACAGUGUAAACAUAUAUUUUGUGAAGAAUGUGUUGCUUUAUGGUUUGACAGAGAACGUACAUGCCCAAUCUGUCGAGCACAAAUAGCAGAUGAUCCCACAUGGCGAGAUGGCUCUACCACAUUGUUGCACCAAAUCUUCUAAAUAUUUGUCGUAAUAUUUUAAAUGUGAAUAUUCUAUUGUAUUAAUUUAAUGUGAAUAAAAAUUGUUUUUAUUGUUGAUUGAGAAA